This is a messenger RNA of Triticum turgidum subsp. durum (durum wheat), 1518 nucleotides long. NCBI's taxonomy places the organism in Eukaryota, Viridiplantae, Streptophyta, Magnoliopsida, Poales, Poaceae. The record is from the annotation of a GenBank genome assembly.
AUGGAGAGCGCCUCCAAUGAGGAGACGCUGCCCCCGGCGCUGCCUCUGGCGACGCUGAUCGGCCGCGAGCUCCGCGGCGGCGGCUCCGAGCGCCCGCUCGUGCGGUACGGCCACUCCGGCUUCGCCAAGCGCGGCGAGGACUACUUCCUGGUCAAGCCCGACUGCCUCCGCGUCCCCGGCGACCCUUCCUCGGCCUUUUCCGUCUUCGCCGUGUUCGACGGCCACAAUGGCGUGUCGGCGGCGGUGUUCAGCAAGGAGCACUUGCUCGACGACGUGAUGAGCGCCGUGCCGCAGGGUAUCAGCCGCGAGGACUGGCUGCAGGUGCUGCCGCGCGCGCUUGUGGCAGGCUUCGUCAAGACAGAUAUUGACUUCCAGCGCAAGGGUGAGACUCAGAGAGAGGUCCUUGCAAUGCCAUUAUAUUCCCCGGCGAAUCUCAUCACUAAGAUGUUGUUAACUCUGGGAAUUGGUGCAGGGGAAAUGUCAGGGACGACGGCGACGUUGGUCGUCAUCGAUGGGUUCACCGUGACUGUGGCGUCAGUCGGAGACUCCAGGUGCAUCCUUGACACUCAAGGUGGUGUGGUCUCUCUGCUAACCGUUGACCACAGGCUAGAGGAGAAUGUAGAGGAGCGGGAGCGUGUCACGGCGAGUGGAGGGGAGGUCAGCCGGCUGAACCUUUGCGGUGGGCAGCAGGUUGGCCCUCUCCGAUGCUGGCCAGGUGGACUGUGCCUUUCAAGAUCAAUUGGGGAUACCGAUGUUGGGGAGUUCAUCGUGCCAAUUCCACAUGUCAAGCAAGUGAAGCUCUCUAGUGCUGGAGGAAGGCUAAUAAUUGCAUCAGAUGGAAUAUGGGAUGCAGUGUCCUCAGAGAUUGCAGCGCAGGCGUGCAGAGGCUUGCCUGCAGAAUUGGCCGCAAAGCUUGUUGUUAAGCAAGCUCUAAAGACAACUGGAUUGAAAGAUGAUACAACUUGUGUAGUUGUUGAUAUCAUCCCAUCUGAUCAUUGUUCAACACCGCCACCAUCGUCUCCAAAGCAAAAUCAGAACAAGUUGAGGUUUCUUCUUUUUGGUAGGAGGUCCCAUAGCUCUGUUGGAAAGCUUGGUGACAAAAAGAAGUCUGCUUCAUUUGGAUUUGUGGAGGAAUUAUUUGAAGAAGGCUCUGCAUUGUUGGAAGAAAGGCAUAAAAGGAGGAGGACCCCCGGCCUCUGCAUCUGGGCGAUGCAUACGGCCACUUUAUUAGUUAUUCUCACAAGACCUUACAAAGUCAUACAACAGUUGGGUAGGAAUUCCCUGUCAAAAGCAAAUUUGCCCCCAUUUCGCUGUGCGAUCUGUCAAGUGGACCAAGUGCCAUUCGAACAUUUAAUAACAGAUAAUGGGGGAGGUUACUGCUCUGCCCCGUCAACACCAUCGAGCUGUCCUUAUCUUUGUUCCGGUUGUAGAAAAAAGAAGGAUGCAAUGGAAGGAAGCGACGGCAAAGCUCCUCGUUGCUGCUCUGAAAUGUACCUUGUAUGGAACCGAACUGACUAA